Molecule: messenger RNA, 1025 nt
Organism: Ctenocephalides felis (cat flea)
Lineage: Eukaryota; Metazoa; Arthropoda; Insecta; Siphonaptera; Pulicidae
Product: autophagy-related protein 16-1-like
Exons: 8
Coding region: 36-1025 (329 amino acids)
Biological process (GO): autophagosome assembly
Cellular component (GO): autophagosome membrane
Molecular function (GO): protein binding
Source: RefSeq, a predicted model, not a curated record
UAGUUGUAAGACUGCUUUUUAUUAACUUAUUAACAAUGUCAGCUGAUCAAACAAAUUGGCGUGAAAAUAUUUUAAAAGAUUUAAGAGAAAGGGAUGGUCGUGAGACUAAAGAUUUCCAGGAAUUAAUCCUUCUGCACAACAGGUUAUUUGAUAAUGUAACCACCCUAAGGACAGAGAAUUUGCAAUUGACCAUUGAAAAUGAAAAAUUACGCUCCGGUUCUGGAAUACCAGGAAGCCAUAGUAAUGAUACUUCUUCUCGAAUAUCAGUUUUAGAACAAAAAUGUAUGAGCCAACAGGAAGAAUUAACAGAAUUGCAUAGAAGAAAAGGUGAAAAUGCACAACAAAUUAUUGAUUUAAAUGCUCAGCUACAAGAAUUGACAAAAAAACUAACCAGUAAAGAACAAAGUCUUACCGAAAUUGGAAUCAAAAAUACUAGCUUGCAGGCGGAAGUUCAAAUGCUAGUAAAUGGAAAAAAAGAAUUAGAAGUACUUAAUACAAUGUUGAGAGAUGAACAUACUGCCCUGCAAUUAGCAUUUGCAUCUUUGGAAGAGAAAUUACGAAAAUCUCAAGAUGAAAAUAGAAUUUUGUUAGAAAGGAAGAGGAAUGAUCGAAUGUGUCGUGAAUUAGAAGAUGCAGCUAAAGAAAAUAGAGCUGGAAUUAGUCCAGAUAGGGCUAAUAGUAGAGAUUUAGUAAAUGCAACUUACUGUGGUGCACUUCCCUCUAAAGUUUCUUGCAAAUUUGAUGCUCAUGAUAGUGAGGUGAGUGCUGUACGAUGGAAUCCUGUUGAAAGAAUAGUUGCAACUGGUGGAGCUGAUCGUAAAGUUAAAUUGUGGAGCAUAACUAAAGGUUCUUUUGAAAGCAGAGGGACUUUAGUAGGAAGUAAUGCAGGUGUGAUGUCAGUGGAUUUUGAUAGUACUGGCACCUUAAUUCUCGGAGCGUCUAAUGACUUCGCUAGCCGUGUUUGGACUGUGUCUGAUCAGCGGUUACGAGAACAAGGACAAGCAUUUCUAUUAAUACGAACAUAA